AUGCAAAAUAAAAGGCUCCGCACACAUUAUACGCCGUACGAUCCAAAUGAUCCGUCUAACCCUGUGAUUUUCUCAUGGCACGGUGGAGCUCUCGAUCUCAGUUUGGCCAGUGAUAAAGACCCCGUUCAGUCCAUAAUUCGUGGAUUCAAAAAGAUGCUCGGUUUCUUCCGCACCUUCAGAGCAGUCGAGUUGAACGGGGUCCAUUACCUCAGUCCCGAAUGGAUCCGUGUUACGAGACUCAAGGAUUUCCCCCUUCUCAGGGAGCUCAGGAUUAUCCAUUGUUUUCCAUUUGUGUUAGAUGAAUUUGAUGUCACGACGGAGUACCAUCACAGCAUUCUUGACUUGUCAGUUGGCGAUGACACACAUUUCACCAUCGACUUCUAUCCAUAUGAUGCAAGGCUUGAAUCAGAUUGGAAUCAGAACGGAGAAUGUGCCUCCCGAAGCAAUUUCGAAAAGAUUUUCCCCUUUUUCCUGCGCAGCCACGCUUUCCUUCUGCGCAGAGGAUAUCUUCUAAAUACUGCGCUCACCGAGAUGAUCCUACCAUUUUCCAGCUUUUCCAACGCGCCCAAGGCCUUUCACUAUUUGGACGCAUGGGAUCACACAUCACGCCAAAAAUUGAUCUCCACAGCGAUAGAGGAAGGUGCGAGAGAAUUAGAAAAUCCCCAAAACACAUUCGCAAUGGGAGCAUCGACCCAAAACAAUCUGAUGUCGUCUAUUGAUCCAUAUGAUUCUGACUUUGACGGCGAAUCCGAUACAUCUGACGCAAUUGAAAUCGCAUUAUAUGACAACUGCUACUCGCAAACAGUCUCAAUCGUGGAUGGCAAGCCAGCCAAUCCAAAAAUACCAGGAAACCGACACCGUCUUUUCACGUGUGACAUGUGUGAAGGAAAAUUCAGGGGAUAUUGCUUCCGUAAAGUCCACAUACACGGAAACAAGAAGGACUUCAAGAAGCGUGGGGGUUGUGCGAGAGACGAAGUUUGGAGGUCCCAUUGGGCUUAG
Molecule: messenger RNA, 999 nt
Organism: Aspergillus affinis
Lineage: Eukaryota; Fungi; Ascomycota; Eurotiomycetes; Eurotiales; Aspergillaceae
Exons: 1
Coding region: 1-999 (332 amino acids)
Source: RefSeq, a predicted model, not a curated record